AUGUCGAUGUAUGUCGGGGAAGCAUUGGCCGGGGACGGCAACGAAAUCGCCCAUAUUGAUUUGUUGAUCGGGGAUAAGGACGGACCGGUUGGCGUCGCGUUUGCCAAUGCCUUGGGUCGCCAGAGCGAAGGCCAUAACAACCUGCUGGCCGUGCUCACGCCCAACCUGGCGGUGAAGCCCUCGACCGUGAUGAUCACCAAGGUCACCAUCAAGGGCAUGAAACAAGCCGUGCAAAUGUUCGGUCCUGCCCAGGCCGCCGUGGCCAAGGCCGUGGCCGACUCGGUCGCCGAUGGCGUGAUUGCCAAAGAUCAGGCCGAAGACCUCGUCAUCGUGUGCGGUGUGUUCAUUCACCCCGGCGCCGAAGACGACAAGAAGAUCUACGACUACAACUACACCGCCACCAAAGACGCCAUCUCCAACGCCAUGACCGGCAAGCCUACGGUCGACGAGAUGCUCGCCGGCAAGGAAGAGGCCGCCCACCCGCCGACGAUGAGCCCAAGCGACGGAUCGAAACCGAGAAUUCUCCUGCAACUCGAUAGCGACCCUCAGCCAAGCGUGUUCGACGGGGUGGUUGCUGUCGAUGCCGGCGUCGAUCAUCUCCUCCGUCACGCCGCCAUCGAACCGGCCGCAGUUCGCGACCUGGUCUACGGCCUCAUCUUCACCCGGGGGAUGAAGGAUCUUCACAGCUCGGCCAUCUUCAUCGGCGGUUCCAACGUCGCCACCGGCGAAGCACUGCUGAAGGAAGUGACCGGCAGCUUCUUGGGCCCGUUAAAUGUCUCGGUGAUGAUGGACGCCAACGGGGCGAACACCACGGCCGCCGCCGCAGUGCUGGCCGCCGCGCGACAUGUAUCGCUCGAAGGGUGCCAGGCCACUGUCUUGGGGGCCACUGGUCCAGUAGGGCAAAGGGCCGCCCGUCUACUGGCUCGUCAGGGGGCCCGCGUUGCCGUCUGCUCGCGCAGUGUCGAUCGCGCCCGUGGGGUCUGCGAAGCGCUUGCCGAACAUGUCGACGCGAGCCUGCUCACCCCGCACGCCAGCGAUAGCGAAACGGCCCGGCGCGGUGCGGUCGCCGGUUCCCAAGUGCUCAUCGCCGCUGGAGCGGCCGGUGCCCAGCUUCUCACCCGAGUCGAAUUGACCUCCGCCAGCGACUUAAAGGUGGCCGUCGACUUGAACGCCGUUCCGCCCGUGGGCCUGGAGGGCAUCGAAGUGCAAGACGCCGGAGUCGAGCGUGAAGGCAUCAUCUGCUACGGGGCCAUCGGUGUUGGCGGAACCAAAAUGAAGAUUCACAAGGCGGCCCUGCGGCGCCUGUUCGAAUCGAACGAUCAGGUGUUCGACGCCGAAGAAAUCUACGAUCUGGGGACCGAACUGGUACAACAGUUACCUUCCGUUCCAUCAACCAUCGACAUCCACUGCGUCACCCGAUGGUCAAAACUCGGCGUUCAGUUUCGCGGCGUCCCGCUUUCAGAACUAAUUCAGCAGUCCGACCCGCUAGAAGAUGCCCGCUUCGUAUCAAUGAACGCCCACAGCGAUCGCGGUCACAGCACCUCGCUUCCACUAGAUACGAUCGAAGAGUUGCAACCCCUGCUCGCUUGGGAGGCCGACGGCGAACCACUGCCCGUCGAGCAUGGCGGCCCGCUCCGCGUGAUUGUGCCCGGACGCUAUUUCUACAAAAGUGUGAAGUGGCUGGCCCGCGUGGAAUUGCUCGCCGCCGAUCAACUGGGGUUCUGGGAAAGCACCGCCGGCUACCACAACACAGCCGACCCUUGGCUCCAGCAGCGCUACCUCGCCACCAACAUUUCCAAACAGCAAGCGCAGGACAUCCUCGAGCGGAAAGACAUCAGCAAACUCGACCUCCGCGGAAUCGAGGCGGCCGGUCUCGAUCUGAGUCGAUUGGUGGCGAACGAAUCUCUCCUAAGAAGUGCCAACUUCCGCGGUGCUAUCCUGCGGGAGGCCAAAUUCGAUCGAGCAAACCUUUCGAACGCCGUGCUCACCGAUGCCGAUCUCCGAGAAGCAUCCUUCCGCGAGGCCGACCUGGAAGGAGCCGAUCUAACGGGGGCCGACCUCCGUGCGGCCGAUUUGCGAGGGGCCUCCUUAGUAGCUGCCACCUUCGUCGAAACACUGCCCAACGGGGAAGAACAUGGGGUCCUCAUCGACUCGAACACCCGAAUCGAUCGCCGGGUGCUCGACGAACUCACACCACCGCAGGCCAAUCGCUUUGCACCGCGACGCCACAAGAAACUUAUAGCUAGCGUCCACUCACAUACACCCUUAGUGAAGAAACAGCCGAUGAACUCGACCAAACUCUCGGGGAAGGGGGCCGCCGUCAAUGUGGGGCGCGGCAUGUUGAUGGGCGGUGCCGACGUGAUUCCCGGAGUCUCCGGCGGAACCGUCGCCUUAAUUCUCGGCAUCUACGAGCGGCUCGUUACGGCUAUCAGCCACGUCGAUGUCGAACUGAUCACCCAUGUCCGAAAGGGUCGCAUUCGCGAAGCAGCCGCCCACAUCGAUCUGACAUUUCUCGUCACGCUAUUGUUGGGCAUCGCGAUCGGCAUACUUUCGCUGGGCUCGUUGGUCAACCAGUUGCUCUCCAGCACCGACACACGCGAACUCACCCUGGCUGCCUUCUUCGGGAUCAUCCUCGCCUCCAGCUUUCUGGUCGCUCGCAUGAUCCACGUCCAACACAUGCAGCAUGGUUUCCUGCUCACCCUGUUGGGAAUCGCCGGGGCCGCCUUCGCUUUCUGGCUCACCGGCUUGCGUGGCGAAGAAGUAGAACUCACCUACGGUUACGUUUUCAUUUGCGGAAUGAUCGGCAUCUGUGCCAUGAUUCUGCCCGGCAUCAGCGGCGCUUACAUCCUCCUGAUCAUGGGUUGGCAUGCCUGA
Messenger RNA from Cladocopium goreaui, 2874 nucleotides. NCBI's taxonomy places the organism in Eukaryota, Dinophyceae, Suessiales, Symbiodiniaceae. The record is from the annotation of a GenBank genome assembly.